This is a messenger RNA of Penicillium antarcticum, 1692 nucleotides long. RefSeq lists its product as uncharacterized. The transcript is spliced from 3 exons. NCBI's taxonomy places the organism in Eukaryota, Fungi, Ascomycota, Eurotiomycetes, Eurotiales, Aspergillaceae. Gene Ontology annotation, molecular function: long-chain fatty acid-CoA ligase activity. Bases 1 to 1692 code for a protein of 563 amino acids. Gene Ontology annotation, cellular component: membrane; endoplasmic reticulum. The record is from RefSeq and is a predicted model, not a curated record.
AUGUCUGCUUCCAUCGUGGAAAGGCUGGACACUCUAGUGGCUGAUAUCCUGGCUGACUGGAACAUUUACACCACUAUUGUUGCUGGUGUUGUUGUCGCCUUUGCUGUGUACUCCGUUGUCUCAUCUCAAGACCCCGAUGUCCAUCCAUUCCUUCUUGCUCGCCAAUCUACUGCAUCCCCUAUCCGCCAGCAGGGCGAAUCUGCAACAUACAGAUGUCUGGAAACUCCACAUGGCUUACCCCUGCGAUUUGGUCUGAACGUCAAGGAUCCCGGUGCGCCAAAAUGGACCGGUGGCCGCCGCGGUGACCUGCGUGAUAUCUGGAAGACCGCUGUGCGUGGAGCUUUGAAUGAAGAUGGCACCAUGUCCGGAAAGCAGGGCAAGAUCUAUACUGUGCUGGGGAAAAAGGCCAUUGAGCACUCGUUGGGCCAAAUCACUCAAGAGAUUAACGUUAUUGGUCGUAAUCUGCAGAGCGCCGGUGCGAAGACUGUUGCUAUUUGCCUCACAGACUCUAUUGAACUGCUGGCUGCGAUCUUCGCGGGUGCUUUCUACGGUUUCAAGGUUGUUAUUGUGCCCCAUAACCUCCCAGCAGAGACACUAUCAGCUCAUUUGCAACAAGCAAAGGCAGAUGUUCUCAUUGCUGAGGCUGGAUCUAUCGAUCUGUCUGUUAUCUCAAAGGACAACAAACAGCUCUCGCUCGCUCUCUGGGUCGCCAAGUAUGGUAACCGUCACAUGGACUGGAACGAGGUCCCCGAGGACGUCAAGGAUAGCUUGAGUGUGGCAGUUUGGCAUGACCUAGUCGAGGAGCACAAAGAUAUUGCUGGCUUCGAUGUUCCCGAGUAUGAUCCUAAAACGACGACGCCCUCUGUUAGCACCGUUUGGCCCUCUUCGUCUCAAUCAGGCCAAUUUAUCGAGUUUCAGCCCGAAAACCUUGUUUCCGCUGUUGGUGCAUUGAAUUCAUCAUUGCCCCGUACCCAGCGCUUCACUCCGGCUGACACUGUCCUCUCCAUCGACUCGCUUUCUCGGUCUUACCCACUAUGCCAGACCAUGGGUGCACUGUUUGCCAACUCUUCCAUUGCCCUAAAUUCUGUCGCCGGAGAAUCCGUGGACUUUGCUUUGGCCACUGCUGGUGUGUCUCCUACAGUCAUUAUUGCAUCGUCGCAAACCAUGGGUGAUUAUCAUGAAAAGAUUAUGCGCCCGCACACUGGCCUUAUCUCGUCCAUUGGUCGCUGGCUCCAAGCACGAACUCUCGAUGCAGGAAACAUGCCAACCCACAACUUCUUUAGCCAGCUGGCUCGCAUUGGUCCCACCGCUGAGCUUUCUCUGGACAACCUGCGCCUCCUUUGCAUUUCCCACCGCAUUGAUAGCAACUCCGCUUCUCGUCUGACCUCUGAACAAUUGACCGAGCUUCGAAUCUUCACUGGCGCUCGGGUUGUUUAUGCCUUGACCGGGCCCGGAGUUGCUGGUGCCAUUGCCCAGACCAACGCCUUCGACUACAGAUGCCUCACUGGCCCCAGCCACUUUGGUGCCCCGUUGAGCAGCACUGAAAUAACUCUGAAAAAUGUCCCUGAGAACUCUAACGGUGUGGAGGAGGGUCACCUUACUGUGUCUGGCCCUGCUGUUAUCGAUGGCACCACCUCUUUUUCCGCAAAGGCACGCAUCGGUACCGACAACACCCUGGAAUUGUGCUUAUAA